UCGAAAAUAAAUACCGUUUAAGUUUUAAGAAACCUCAAGCGAUCGAACGUGCAUGCACACGGCUGCGAAAUAGCGCCGCCUGCCUUCGAACUAGUUAAAAGCCAAGAAGCGCAGGUGUGCGAGUGUGUGUGUAUAUGUAUUUAUGCGUUGGUAUGUAAAACAAUAACAAGCCUCAAAAAAUGACAAUGAACGCAAAUGAAGCAGCAGCAGCGGGCGCGGUAGCCACCAAUGUCCAAACUGCUGUCGGCGCUGUCUUUGUGCUGCAGCAGCGAUGAAUCAUAGAAACGGCCGUGCCUUAAAACCAAACCGCAACAUCAACAACAAAACAAAGAACCACUGCAAAAGAACGCACAACAAUAAAAAAUUGUCAACAUGCCACUGUUGGCGAAAUGUUUUCCAUGCUUUAAAUUCAAACAUGUCGAAGUCAUUGAUAAGUUGGAUUAUAGUAAUACGCCACUCACCGAUGCCUUUCCCGAGGUGUGGCAGCACGAGCGCACGCUUGAGGAGCUCCACUUAAGCACCACACGCCUGCAAACACUGCCGCCUCAGCUUUUCUACUGCCAAGGAUUGCGCGUGCUCCAUGUGAACAGCAACAAUCUGGAGAGUAUACCGCAGGCGAUUGGCUCGCUGCGCCAAUUACAGCACUUGAAUCUAAGUCGCAAUUUGAUAGCCAACGUACCCGAUGAGAUAAAGUCGUGCAAAAAUCUAACCUUUUUAGAUUUGAGUUCCAAUUGCCUGCAACGAUUGCCUGAUGCCAUCACCUCGCUGAUAUCGCUGCAAGAGCUGCUGCUAAAUGAAACCUAUUUAGAGUUCUUGCCCGCCAAUUUUGGCCGCCUUGUAAAUUUGCGCAUAUUGGAGCUGCGUCUAAACAAUCUGAUCACAUUACCCAAGUCCAUGGUACGACUCAACAAUUUACAGCGCUUGGAUAUAGGCGGCAAUGAGUUCACUGAACUGCCAGAGGUCAUUGGAGAGCUUAAGUCGCUGCGUGAGCUGUGGAUUGACUUUAAUCAGAUAAGACGCGUUCUGCCAAAUAUUGGAAAAUUGCGGGAACUGCAACAUUUCGAAGCCAAUAAUAAUCUGCUGGACACGUUGCCGAACGAGGUCAGCCACUGGCGGAAUGUGGAGGUUCUAUCGGUGUGCAGUAACAACCUGGAAGCACUCCCCUUCAGUGUGGGCAUGCUGAAGUCCCUGGUGACGCUUAAGUGUGAGUCAAACGGUCUGACUGCUCUGCCAGACAGCAUAAGUUAUCUGGAAACGCUGGAGGAGCUGAUGGUUAGUCACAAUAAGAUCAUGUGUCUGCCUACCACCAUUGGCAUGCUGAGGCGUCUUCGCUUCCUCUUUGCGGAUGACAAUCAGCUGCGCCAGUUGCCCGACGAGCUCUGCUGCUGUAGUGAACUAAGCGUGCUGAGCGUGGCCAAUAAUCAGUUAUCGCAUAUACCACAAAACGUUGGACAUCUGGUGAAGCUGAAGGUGUUGAAUCUGGUUAAUAACUAUAUAAGCGCCUUACCUGUUUCAAUGCUAAGCCUGGUGAAUCUCACAUCGCUGUGGCUUAGCGACAAUCAAUCACAACCGCUGGUACCGCUGCAAUACCUGGACGCGAAUACCAAAACGCAGCUGACAUGCUUUAUGCUGCCGCAGGUCACCUUCAAAAUGAACAGCUUGCAACAACAGCAGCAGCAGCAACACCAACAAGAGCAAUACGAGUUUGUCUAUGCCAGUCAGCAGCAGCAGCAUUCACAGCAUGGAGGUAGUGGCAGCUUAGCUGUGAGUCCCUCGCGUCGCAUUUGCUUUGCUGAGGAGGCCACCAUACUGAGUGGGAACAAUCCACAGGAAACUUCGACAGCAGGAGCAGCAACAACAUCCAGCAAUUACGCAGCUAACAAUUAUGCACAGCAGGCUGCAGCAGCAGUUGCUCUCAACGAGCAGCUGGCCGGUUCUGUGCGCCUCAUGCGCUCACCAACACCCUAUCCGAAGGAGCUGCGACAAAUGGCCAAAUAUGUGAGACAGGCGCAGGCAAGUGCGCCGCGUUCGCCCCAGCAAGCGGAAGCAACAACAUCAGCAGUGGCCAAUGAUGUGCGCGAGGCGCGUGUGGUUCCCAAUGGCCAAGUGGCAAUGGCAGCAACACCACACUGUGAUAGCAGCAAUGCAGCAAACCAGGAUAUGGUUGAUCAUACGAUCCCAGCAACAAGUGCAAUAUACACAACCACACAGCCAGUGCAUGAGCCGCCGCACAUUUAUGGGGUCUAUCAGACCCAACAGCCCCUGCCGCAGGACUAUUAUGGCUUGGUCAACUAUGAGGCGCACUAUCAGCAGCUUUAUGUUGAUGCCAAUACGCUGCCCACCACACAAGUGAAUGGCGACCUGCAGGAUUAUGAAAUGCAAUUAUUGCAACAGCAGCAGCAGCAGCAACAACAACAGCAACCAUUGCUAUUAACACCGCGUAUGGAGCCGCCACCUUACCAUAUAGCACGCGUAUUUACAAAGAAAACUCCAGAGGAUCUAACUUUAUACGAAUCGAUGAGACAGCGCAAGCAGCAGCAAAAACAACAGCAACAGCAAACGGAGCCACAGUACUUCAGUCAAAAUGAGCAGAACAGUAGCUAUCAGGAUGCGCUCAACAGUAACCUAAAAACAACAGCCAUAAACAGCACGCACGAGGAGGACCAAGAGCAACAAAACCAACAGCAACAGUUGGACUAUCAAAAUAAUAUAAACAAUGGCGAUGAGGAUGAUGAGGAUGUCAGUCAGGUAGACGAUACGCUCUCACAGCACUCACUCAAUUCCACAGCCACCAAUAAUACGUCCAGGGCAAGCCAUAAGAAGUCCACGUGGAUAUUUGGCGUGCACAAGAAUCCAACUGUUAAACAAGUCACAUUAAAGUGGGAGCACAACAUUGGCUUCGAUAUUGCCGAGCUACUUAAUCAGGUCGGCAUCUUCGUCAGCUCCAUAACGCCCAAUUCCAGUGCCGCCCGCCUGCUUAGCCUCAAUGAUAAGCUGCUGGAAAUCGAUGGUUACGAUCUAACCAACAUGUCUCUAAAUGAUGCCAAACAUGUCCUGCACAACUGUGGUACUGUCAUCAAUAUUAUGUUGUCGCGCAAGUGACGAGAUCGAAGACUUUUCGUAUUACCCUAAAGCAUUUUGCAUGCGCAGCACCGCCAAGCCAACUCUUUUGAUAUAAAUAUCUAUUAUCUAUUUGAUAAUAUUGUUAGUUGUUAAUCGAACUCACUCACAGCCAUAACAAUACAUCCACGUUUACGCUGGCGGCCAAGGAACUUGCACUUACACAAAUGCCACACUUAUUGCCUUCAACCACUUCCCCCAAGUCAAUUUAAGAGCAACACUCGUUUUUAAUAUUAAUUGAACGAGGCAAUAUAUUCUAAGUUUAAAUAAUUAUGCUGCUAUGCGUUUUAAGAAAACGUCUGCAGAGCCCUUCCUUUCAUCUCUUCCCAAAUGAUCAUUGGACAUUCAAAAGCGUAGCUACAUUUUUUAUAAUCAAAACAAUAUUAGUUAAUUAAGAAGAAGAAUUUUCUUCUUCCUUCUCAAAUAUAUCAAGCCUUCUUUUUUUAUUUUUA
Scaptodrosophila lebanonensis is the source of this 3572-nucleotide messenger RNA. It is a transcript of the gene Lap1, whose product is annotated as protein lap1. The record is from RefSeq and is a predicted model, not a curated record. Gene Ontology annotation, molecular function: protein binding. Lineage: Eukaryota; Metazoa; Arthropoda; Insecta; Diptera; Drosophilidae. The transcript is spliced from 6 exons. Bases 373 to 3102 code for a protein of 909 amino acids.